This is a messenger RNA of Camelina sativa (false flax), 701 nucleotides long. Its product is annotated as putative tetraacyldisaccharide 4'-kinase, mitochondrial. Lineage: Eukaryota; Viridiplantae; Streptophyta; Magnoliopsida; Brassicales; Brassicaceae. The record is from RefSeq and is a predicted model, not a curated record. Gene Ontology annotation, biological process: lipid A biosynthetic process. Gene Ontology annotation, molecular function: lipid-A 4'-kinase activity; ATP binding.
UCAUGAAAUUUGUUGACUAAAAAUUUGAAUUUGAUCCAUGAGAUCAUUAGUGCAUAAAUUCCAAUACCGAUGAGUGCCGGUUAUUAUCGUUUUUCAUGUACCAAUUUUUGUAAACCGAAAGACUGGAUUUUAACCGGACUUUAUAAUAUCCGUCUUGGUUCAACGAACAGCUUCAGUUUCGUAGUCAGAGAAUCUCGUUAGUUGCAGAAUCAAUAAGUCAAUGGAGAAGGUGAGGAAGGUGGUGAACGAAAUCGCAUACACGAGAGACCAUAGUAAAUCCCCUGCACUUCACCGGUCUCUCGUUCCCAUCCUCACACUCGCUUCUUCUCUAUACAGAGUCGCUCUCCAAAUCCGCCGCUCUCUCUACCGCUUCUCAUUGGUACAGAAACACCGAUUACCGGUUCCGGUGAUCAGCGUUGGGAAUCUGAGCUGGGGAGGUAAUGGGAAGACGCCAAUGGUGGAAUACAUUUCUCAAUUCCUCGUUGAUUCUGGACUUUCACCUCUUAUCCUCACUCGUGGUUAUGGUGGUGGAGAUGAAGCCAAAAUGCUUAAAAGACAUCUUCGUGGUGUACCGGCAAAGAUUGGGAUUGGUGCAAACCGAGCAGCUACUGCUGCUUGGUUUUUCGAAAAGUAGCUGCUUGGUUUUUCGAAAAGUAUGGUUGUGUUGAUCCUUCUAGUAUAAGGUCAUUCUUUGAUCUUCA